This is a messenger RNA of Panicum virgatum (switchgrass), 1059 nucleotides long. RefSeq lists its product as uncharacterized. The transcript is spliced from 6 exons. The coding region runs from base 1 to 1059 and encodes 352 amino acids. Lineage: Eukaryota; Viridiplantae; Streptophyta; Magnoliopsida; Poales; Poaceae. The record is from RefSeq and is a predicted model, not a curated record.
AUGUCGAAGCCGGCGAGGGCGGAGCGGGCAGCGUCGCCCAGCCGGAAGCAGGAGGAGGAGGAGAAGCUGGUGGGGAAGCGCAGGAGAGCCCCGCGAGCCAAAGAGAGGGAGAGACCCUCGCCCCCAAGGGCUGGGGUCGAGGGGGCCAUGGAAGUGGAGUCGGCGCCAAGGGCGCCGGUGGUGGAAGAAACCCGUGUCCCGGAGCCCGCGAGGGCCGGGGACGAGGGUGCUGCUGCAGCGGCGACAGUGGAGGAGGAGGCCUGGAAGGCACAGUACGACGUCGGCACUCAGAUCCAGGACGCCCUCGGCUAUGCCUUCCAGCUGCAUCAGAAGACGAAUUUCCUUAUAAGCAAGCGGCUGAGGGAAAUCUCUUGCAACAAAAGCGCCGAGCUGGCCCGGUUGUACUCCCAGUUGCGCUGGCUUGGGCAGUACAAUGCCAGUUUGGUUGUUCGGACGAUUGGGGCCAACACCUUGGUGACCGACCUGGGGGUGCGCCAGCGUGCGCCGGAGGAGGAGCUGGCGCAGGCCGCUAGCGAGCGCGAUGCCCAGAGGGCUGCGGCGGAGCGGAAGGCCCAGGAGGAGGCGGCCGCUCGGAGCGCGGAGGCUGCCCUCAAGGUGAAAGAGGACUCCUUGUCCACACUCCAGGCACAGGUGAACGUCGCGCUGACUCGGCUAGAGGAGGCGCAAGGAGACAUCAGAGAGCUGAGGAAAGCGGUGGCGGACGAGACCGCGGCAAAGGAGGAUGUCCAUAGCGCGCUCACGGCGGCGCAAAACGAGCGGUCGGGUGGCCGAGCACAUCAAAAGCACCUUCUGCCAUGGCGUUCAACGGCCCUCGCCGUGGCCACGACGCACUACGAUAUGGACCUCGAGAGGGUGUCGUCGGGGUACGUCGUUGCGUCCGGCAUCGGUGCGAAUGCCGCGUUGGCUGCCAUAGAUGACGCCGACGCCGCCGUCAAGGAGUUCGCUGCCGUCCUGGCCAGGAAGUUUGAGGACGACAUUCCCCCCAUAGCCGAAUUCGACGCUGUUGAAGAUCCGCAGGGGGGAGAGGAUAACCUGUAG